AUGCCAUCCUCAUUUGACUAUGGUUUCACGCUGGCUGACGGGAGCAAAAUCAUCCAUGGCGAGGGCGUGUUGGUGAAGGACGCCUAUCCUCCCGAGUUGAACAUCCCAGGCCAGCUGCAGGUUUUCAACCCAGGCCACAGGGCAGAUCCCACAACACCAACGUUCUGCGGGCCACACGGCAUCUUCUCCUUCGAUGUCAAUUUCAGGAUGCCUCGCCAUGUCCAUAUGGCUCCAAAAGCAUCCGGAGACGGCAAUCGAUACAUUGUGGAGAAACUCCUGGUCCUAAAUGGUGUUGCUCUCGCCGAACUCAGCGGCGAGAUUUACGUGAUUCCGCCCAACACCAUGGUUCUUAUCGGCGCCGGUGUGCCUCACACAUGGACGGCCUGCCCCCCCGGACUCGACCUCCAGGAACUAGGGGUGUCCAAGGAUGAAAGAAUUGUGUCCGAGGGCAAGUUCACCGCGGUCUACGAGUACGAGGAGCCAACGACCUUCUACCCGACGGCGCAGACGGAGGUGUUGAAGGACGAGAGUGCCUAUGUGAGAUGCGACGAUCUUCAAGGAAUCAAGGUCCCGGCAUUCACGCUUGAGCAGCUGAAGAAGGAUGCGUGGUUUGUGUGGGGGAGGGGAGCGCGGAAACUGAUGACGGUCGGGACAUGA
Messenger RNA from Ilyonectria robusta, 657 nucleotides. RefSeq lists its product as uncharacterized. Bases 1 to 657 code for a protein of 218 amino acids. The record is from RefSeq and is a predicted model, not a curated record. The transcript has a single exon. NCBI's taxonomy places the organism in Eukaryota, Fungi, Ascomycota, Sordariomycetes, Hypocreales, Nectriaceae.